Messenger RNA from Capsicum annuum, 1481 nucleotides. RefSeq names its product cardiolipin synthase (CMP-forming), mitochondrial. Gene Ontology annotation, molecular function: cardiolipin synthase activity. Gene Ontology annotation, cellular component: membrane; mitochondrion. Gene Ontology annotation, biological process: cardiolipin biosynthetic process. The coding region runs from base 75 to 1145 and encodes 356 amino acids. The transcript is spliced from 8 exons. The record is from RefSeq and is a predicted model, not a curated record. NCBI's taxonomy places the organism in Eukaryota, Viridiplantae, Streptophyta, Magnoliopsida, Solanales, Solanaceae.
UUUGGUUUAACACGUGUCAAGUUCCUUCACUUCGUCGUACUACUCUUCGCUAAACCCUCACUAGUAAACCUUCCAUGUAUGCAUGGAAAAAAUGCUACACAUCAAUGACGAUUUUCAAAUCAAUUCAAGCCCUAAUAUCUCGAAAUCGAAAGUUCCAUUCCAACUCUCUCACUUCUUCUAGAACCUUCUCAUCAUCAACGAUUCCAUUAACGCCGUUACUUAAUGUUGAUCCUUUCGUCUCUUACCGGAGCCGCCGCCACUUCCUCUUCCGUCCCAGUUUCCUUUCUCCGUUAACCGCCGCCGUUAAUUUCUGUCCACUUUUUCUAUCUUCACCGCCUUGUAAACUUUCUCAGUCGGCAACUUCUUUACAUCUUCAAUCGGAUUUUGUUCUUGUUUUUCCUGGAGUUAGUGCUCUUAGAUUGCAAUUUCCGACUACGUACAAAUUAUGCUUCGAAUCGACGCCGCGUAGAUUGGAAAAGGAGAAGAAUGAUAAGCAAUGGAAAGAGUCUUCGUCUCAGCUGGCUGUUGAAGUUAGGGAUAGUUUCCUUAACUUGCCCAAUUUGAUUUCGUUGAGUAGAAUGAUCUCUGGUCCAUUUCUAGCAUGGAUGAUUAUACAGGAUAUGUAUCUUCCUGCAUUGGUUGGGCUAGCCGUUUCUGGGGCAACUGAUUGGCUAGAUGGGUUUAUGGCGAGGAGGAUGAGAAUAAAUUCCGUUGUUGGUUCUUAUCUUGAUCCUCUUGCUGACAAGGUUCUUAUUGCAUUUGUCGCUCUGGCAAUGGUAGACAAGGGUCUUCUUCAUCCUGGACUAGUUUCCCUGGUUGUGCUGCGUGAUGUGGCCCUUGUUGGUGGUGCGGUAUAUAAAAGAGCUAGCAUUUUAGAGUGGAAGUGGUCAAGCUGGUAUGAGUUCUUCAACCUUGAUGGUGCCCGUCCUCAGAAAGUUGAGCCUCUUUUUAUAAGCAAGGUAAAUACAGUUUUGCAAUUGGCCCUCGUUGCUGCAGCUCUCCUUCAACCGGAUCUGGGUAAUGCGGAAACUCAAACAUAUAUCACUUAUCUCAGCUGGCUAGUAGCCAUGACAACAGUAGGUUCAACUGUGGCCUAUGGAGCACAACACCUUAGGAGUGGAGCUACAUUGAAGAACAGACUCUAAUUGACCUAGUACUUACAACAGAAAAAAUUGCCUGCUCCUUCCAGUUUUGUUUUUGCCCCAUGAGAUGUCAAACUAACCUUAUCAAAAAAAAUAAAAAAUAAAAAAAAUGUCAAAUUAAUGUUCCAUUAUGUUAUAUAUCUGAUAGAAGGGGAGAUUAUAGGUUUUGUUGUACGCGAUUCUCACUCAUUUCCUAGGGCACUGCUCUAUCAGGAUAUAAGAAGUUUUACUGUCGUAUUUACGUCACUGCUGAUAUUGAAAGACGCAAUAAUAACAUGAAACCCGAUGCUAUCCUUGUGAUAUUUUCAGGGUAUUUGAGACACUUCAGAGUUCCAGGAA